This is a messenger RNA of Labrus bergylta (ballan wrasse), 1742 nucleotides long. The record is from RefSeq and is a predicted model, not a curated record. Lineage: Eukaryota; Metazoa; Chordata; Actinopteri; Labriformes; Labridae.
GAUCUUAGGGUCUGUGUCAUGCUGAUGGUAGAGAAAACAGUUUGAUCUCAGCCCUCUUUCUGUGCUGGGAAACAGAAUAAUCGGGUUGCAGACCUCUACCGCCAUGGACAUCAUGUCCAACAACACCUCCCUCAAGGAGAGCGCCAACAGCAUCGACGUCGUCCAGGUGAGCAUCUACUCCUUCAUCUUCAUCAUUGGCAUCCUUUUGAACCUCGUCGCGUUGGUGGUUUUCUGCGGGAACGGCAGAUCCAGAUCUCAAACCGUCGUCUACAUGACCAACCUGGCCAUCGCUGACCUGCUGUUGAUCCUCACACUGCCCGUGAGGAUCUACUACCACCUGGGGCAUCGUGACCUUCCUCAGCUGUUGUGCAGCAUCCUGGGUUUGGUCCUGAAGGCCAACAUGUACAGCAGCAUCUUCCUCCUCAUGUGCAUCUGCAUCGACCGCUGCUUGGCCGUCACCCUCCCCAUGUCACCGUGCGUCCAGGAGGGGAGGAAGAAAGCGCCCCUGGUCUGCAUCGGGAUUUGGAUGCUAACAUUUGGUGCCAGUGUUCCAAUCUAUCUCUCCAAAGAAAUCCAUCACAAUCAAACUCAGUGUUUCGACAGUAUUCCGGUCUUCGCCAUCAACCAUAUCGUGGUCCUGCCCACGCUGUUCCUAGGGUUCGGGAUCCCGUUGGUGGUCAUGCUGAUCUGCUCCUGGUUUCUGGCCCGAGCUGUCCGACGGAGCACCGUGGCCCAGACCAACCUGGUGGACAGCUCGAAGAUCUCAAAGAUGGUCAUCACCAGCCUCCUGGUCUUCCUCAUCAGCUUCCUCCCGUACCACACCAUGCUGCUUCUCCUGUCCCAGAACUGGAACCACAACGGGAUGCUGCACGCUUACCGCUACAGCCUGAUGGUGGCGUGCCUUAACGCCGUGCUGGAUCCUGUGGCUUACUAUUUCACAGCAGACACCUUCAGGAGAAAGGUGGACAUGGGGGUCGUGUGGAAGAUGUUACCUUUGAACAGUCAGAGCUCGGAUUUGAACCGGAGGAGCAGGGUGCCUGGAGACGGCUAAAGUCCUCGAGAGGGACUGGCACUCUAUGAUGGCAGUUACACAACCAAGACUGAACUUUACUUUUCAAAUUUAACAUUUAAUUCAAUUCAUUUGAAUUCAAAAAACUUUAUUUGUCCCCGGGGGGGGGGGAAUUCAAAGGCAGGAUUUAGGAAAGGAUAAUUCUCGAAUUCCAGUUGAGGAAGCUUUGAGUUCAUCAUUUAAUUCAGGAAUUUAAAUUAUGGUUAUUAGUGCUGAUUCGGCGAAGUCACGUUGCUAAGCUAAUCUAUGAAGCUGUGUUUAGACUAAUCUUCAAAUACGUGUUUGUAUGUCCAAACAGAAUCUGGCAAGGGACUGGGUUUUCAGGGUUUUUGGGGGUCUUGGUGGAUCAUCCAAAUGCUUUGACAGUUCAUGUGGAGAACAAUCCCGGCUUCUGUCAGUCCUGGAAGUUUGCUUUAAUUCACCUUGCUUGUCCCGUGAAGCAACCCCUUGUAGAACUCCAAAUUCUCCUUCUCUUCUGAAGUUGGUAGCUGCACUGAAAACAAAGACAGCUCACAGAAAAGGAAGUCUUGGUUGGAGGUUCAUUAUCACAAACAGCUACCCCUGAAAACUGAUGUGUUCUGAGAUCCUGUGAAAGAUAUGUACAGUAUGUGUGUGUUUGUGUGUCUCUCUGUGUGAGUGUGUGUCUCUGUGUGUGUGUGUGUGUGUGUGUGUG